This is a messenger RNA of Sceloporus undulatus (fence lizard), 2235 nucleotides long. It is a transcript of the gene PRKCZ, whose product is annotated as protein kinase C zeta. The transcript is spliced from 19 exons. Gene Ontology annotation, molecular function: ATP binding; protein binding; protein serine/threonine kinase activity. Lineage: Eukaryota; Metazoa; Chordata; Lepidosauria; Squamata; Phrynosomatidae. Gene Ontology annotation, biological process: protein phosphorylation. Bases 287 to 2065 code for a protein of 592 amino acids. The record is from RefSeq and is a predicted model, not a curated record.
UCCCUCUCUGGUCGGAGUCCGCCAUGUUGGGAGGGAGGAAGAGGAGGAGGAGGAGGAGGAAGAGGAGUUGGGGAUGAUGGUUGUUGCGCCACUCUGAGGCCGACGGACGGCAGGGAGAACAGUGCGUUCGUAUCCCCGUUGUCUGCAUACCAUUUAAUGAAGCAUUGGAAGAAGCAUGGAAGCUUUGCUUGUUCAUUUAUUACAGUUUGCCAUUGCUGCCGAAUGAUUUGGAGGUCAAGUCUGGAAACCAAGGACAUCCUUUCACUGUCAAUGCUGCUUUAACACCAUGCCUAGCAAAAUGGGAUCGAAAAUGAAUCUGAGGAGAGACUUCAUCAGAGUGAAAACUCAUUAUAAUGGUGACAUCCUUAUAACAAAUCUGGGUGCGUCCAUGAAUUACGAUGAACUCUGUAAUGAAGUAAGAGAAAUGUGCAAUUUACAACAGGAACAACCAAUUACCCUUAAGUGGAUUGAUAAUGAAGGUGAUCCAUGUACCAUUUCAUCUGCAAUGGAACUAGAAGAAGCAUUCCGGUUGUACUGUCAACAGAGACACGAAGGACUCGUCAUUCAUGUUUUUCCCAGCAUUCCAGAAAAGCCGGGGCUGCCAUGCCCAGGAGAAGACCAAUCAAUCUACCGACGUGGAGCCAGAAGAUGGAGGAAGCUUUACAGAGUGAAUGGGCAUCUGUUUCAAGCCAAACGCUUUAACAGAAGAGCAUACUGUGGCCAGUGCAGUGAAAGGAUAUGGGGUCUCGGAAGGCAAGGCUACAAGUGUAUCAACUGCAAAUUGUUGGUCCAUAAACGCUGUCACAUUCUUGUUCCACUGACCUGCAAAAGGCAUAUGGAUUCUGUGAUGCCUUCCCAGGAACCUCAGUUAGACGACAAGAAUGAUGAAGUUGACAUCCCCACAGAAGAGAAUGACGGAAUGCCUUAUAUGCCUUCAGCCCGGAAGCACGACAAUAUUAAAGAUGAUUCUGAGGAACUCAAACCAGUUAUUGAUGGAAUGGAUGGAAUUAAGAUCUCUCAGGGACUUGGUCUCCAGGACUUUGACCUAAUCAGAGUUAUUGGACGAGGAAGCUAUGCCAAAGUUCUUUUAGUACGAUUGAAAAAAAACGAUCAGAUUUAUGCGAUGAAAGUAGUGAAGAAAGAAUUAGUCCACGACGAUGAGGAUAUUGAUUGGGUACAGACAGAAAAACACGUGUUUGAACAAGCAUCCAGUAACCCAUUCCUAGUGGGCUUACAUUCUUGCUUUCAGACGACAAGUCGGUUGUUUCUUGUUAUAGAAUACGUGAAUGGGGGUGACCUUAUGUUCCAUAUGCAACGACAAAGAAAACUCCCAGAAGAACAUGCAAGGUUUUAUGCUGCUGAAAUCUGUAUAGCUCUCAACUUCCUACAUGAGAGAGGCAUCAUCUACAGAGAUUUAAAACUAGACAAUGUUCUUCUGGAUGCAGACGGUCAUAUCAAGUUAACAGAUUAUGGCAUGUGCAAGGAAGGAUUGGGUCCGGGUGACACUACAAGCACUUUCUGUGGAACACCAAAUUACAUUGCCCCAGAGAUUCUACGAGGAGAAGAGUAUGGGUUCAGUGUGGACUGGUGGGCACUUGGUGUCCUCAUGUUUGAAAUGAUGGCAGGAAGAUCUCCCUUUGAUAUUAUUACUGACAAUCCAGAUAUGAAUACAGAAGAUUACCUCUUCCAAGUUAUCCUUGAAAAACCAAUCCGAAUUCCAAGAUUCCUUUCUGUCAAGGCCUCUCACGUCUUGAAAGGUUUUUUAAAUAAGGAUCCCAAAGAGAGGCUAGGAUGCCAGCCGCAAACCGGAUUUUCUGAUAUAAAGUCUCACACAUUCUUUCGCAGCAUAGAUUGGGAUAUGCUGGAGAAGAAGCAGGCAACCCCACCAUUUCAGCCUCAGAUCACAGAUGAUUAUGGUUUGGAUAACUUUGAUACCCAGUUCACCAGCGAACCUGUACAGCUAACUCCAGAUGAUGAAGACGUAAUAAAGAGAAUAGACCAGUCGGAGUUUGAAGGAUUCGAAUACAUUAACCCGUUGUUUCUGUCAACCGAGGAGACGGUAUGAGGAGAGAACAAGGACUCUACGCCGAGGAUGAACAAAUGUGAACGAACUUUGGCAUUUAAUUCUAACAACAGUAAUAUGCAUGCAAGGCUGGAUUAAACUGUAAGGUUUGGAGUGGAGGCAAAUGAUGAGAAAAAAAUUGCUGCUGAAACAUAAUAAAACAAAUGAUUUUG